Messenger RNA from Vigna unguiculata (cowpea), 2272 nucleotides. Its product is annotated as Major facilitator superfamily protein. Gene Ontology annotation, molecular function: molybdate ion transmembrane transporter activity. Gene Ontology annotation, biological process: molybdate ion transport. Lineage: Eukaryota; Viridiplantae; Streptophyta; Magnoliopsida; Fabales; Fabaceae. Gene Ontology annotation, cellular component: membrane. The record is from RefSeq and is a predicted model, not a curated record.
UCAGGGUACCACCACAUAGACAAAAUGUAAUUAGACGAAGGAAUGCGCUUCAAUUCCCUUCUCGUUUUAUUAUCUCCAUCCGCGGUAUCAGUUUCACUAAUCAAACCACCACCCGUCGUCGAUCAAAUCCAUAGUCUCCCUCAGUCUCACUCUCCGCCUCUUCCCGUUCUCGAACCGCGACCUAGGGUUUGCCUCAGAUUCUAAGGGAACGUGAUUUUUCUUGCGUUCUCUUUUCCUGCGUCUUCAAACAGAGAUUAUAAAAACCGAUGGCAGUAGUCAUUGAGAGCUCCGUUUGGGAACUAAAUCCAUCCAUAUACAUCUUCAUCUUCUUUUCUUGCUGCUUCUCGAUCUUUCUUUUUCCUCACGCCUCUAACCUCAACAGAACAUCCACAAUCUUCGACCAUGGAACCUCUCACUCGUUUCUCCAUUUCCAGCGGAAUUUCCUCUUCGUCUAUUCUCUCGCAUCAGUAAUGGAAGGUCUAUGGUCAGUGUUCGGGGAGUAUGAAUUUGCUUCGUAUGGAAUCGGCAGGGAAACUAUGGUUAAGUCUCUGUGUUACGGAUAUGCAACAGCUCUCUUCGCUGCACCUUUCCUUGGCGUGUUUUCGGAUGUAAUAGGUCAUAAGAAAUCUAGUUUAAUCUUUUGCAUUCUACACUUCAUUUUUGGCGUAUGGAAGAGGAUUUCAGAGCAGCCAAGUGUAUUCAUGACUACCAUAUGUCUCUCUCUGGCCAAUACUAUAUUUUCAUUUAGUUUUGAGAAUUGGAUGGUCACUCAACAUGAAAAGCAAGGGCACAGACUUGAUUCGCUUAAUGAUACAUAUUGGUUAAUGUCUUUCUUUGAGUCUGCAAGUUUUAUUGCCAGCCAAAUGUUUGCAAACUGGCUUAUUGGUAAUAAUACGGAAAAAAACACUGCUCCUUCAUUUGUUGUUAUUUUUUUUGCUGCCACAUGCUUCACUUUUAUCACCAGAGGAUGGACAGAAACUUCUGGAACGGCAUCUCUUAAGGACUAUAGUCGCUCCUUCUAUGCCUACAUUUUAGGUGAUAAAAGGAUAUGGUUGUUGGCGUGGGCACAAACUUGCCUUCACUUCUCUAUAGGAAUUUUUUGGAUCCUUUGGGCACCUACAGUGGUGGCUGAUGGCCGAGAAGUGCAACUGGGCUUGAUAUAUCCAUGCUUUCUGGGCUCAAGAAUGAUAGGAAGCACUGCAUUUCCGUGUCUCACUAGUGGGCCUUCAUCGCUUAGAACUGAGGACUGCCUAGUUUUUGCUUACAUUAUACUGGCUUUUCUCCUUUCUAUUGUGGCUUAUGACUAUCAGGAAAUUGGGGUUCUGGUGACGCUAUUUUGCUUGUUUCAUGCAUGUGUUGGGUUUGUUUUGCCAUCACUUGCUAGAUUGAGGACCAUGUAUGUUCCUAAUGAAUUGCGUGGAGGGAUGAUGGGCUUUUCUCUCGCCCUGGCAAAUGGAGCUAUUCUGCUUUCUGUGGUGCAGGGUGGCUAUUAUCGGAAUGUAGGAAAUGCAGCAUUAAUGACAUUUGGUGUGAGUGGUUUAUUGCUAGCAGCUGGUUGCAUGCAUGCCCUGAAGCAAUGGGGUAAGCAACCGUAUAACAACUGGCGUAAGCAGUGAAUGUAUGACCCUUUGGCAGGCUUUCGUAGUGGUGGAUGACGGACUCUUUUAUUGAAUGCAAUGAGGAAAGAGUAAAGAGAUGAAGAACUUAGAUGAUGCCAAUUCAGGCAAGGGGUAAUAAAUUUCAAAAAGGAUACAAACAUCGACUACUAGUGAGUACUGAACUGAACUGACAUUGGGGUUCUUUCUGUAAGGAUAGGGAGAGACUAAACAAUGAAACUUUAUAGUUUAACUCUCCUUGAGUAUGUCAGCAUUUUAAGUUACUCUGGACCAACGGAUUUCUAAUUCUCAGUGAUAUAUUGUAGCUUGCAUACUUUGCUGCUUGGGUUUGCUUAUGGAGGAUAUAUUCAAUUGCACAAGCUUUGGAAAUUGCUUUCAGAAUCUGUAUCUCGUGACGAAUGCCAGCUUCUCCAGAAGAGCACCUAAAGAUCAUAAGGUGAAAAUUGAAUAUUAUGGUUUGGUUAUGUUAGCAUAUCAAAGUAGUCAUGUGUUAUUAGCUGGGUUAGUUCAUUCAAAGUUUCUUAGCAUAAACCAUGACACUGACUAACCCUAGCAUGUUAAGUAAGAAGGUUUAUAUGAAGUCACAGUGAAAACAUUUGAAGCUCUGGUGAUGUGAUUACAUCAAUUUGAUCAAGACACAAUUCAGCCGGUAACAA